AAGAUUUUGCCUCCAUUGUAAGGUAUGGUGAGGCCAACAGAUCAAGAUUGCCAUUGAAAAGGUAGCUGAUUACUCACAGUUCCCAAAAGGAGGGAGGUACACCACAGCCGCUAUGCAGGACCACAGGAGAGAACACUGAGGCCUGAUCUGACUGAGGUCAGAGCUGCCUGCUGCUGGAAAGCAGGGAGCCCUGAAUGCUUGGCCCUGGCUGUGGGUAUCCUCACUGGCUUUCUCGAGGAAGGUAUGCCGGACAAGCCCGGCACCUAAUUUAUUGGACUCUAGAUCUGGAAGAAAUCAGAUCAGCCCGGGAUCCCUCGGCCAACUCUGAAGACAAGAUGGGGAUCACACCUGUGUGCUAAAGAGGUUUCUGCCUCGUUGUGGCUCGUAGUAAACACAUACCAAAGAAGGUUCCUUCUUCCUUUUGUCAGCAAACAAUUCACUCCCUUGGACCUGCUAUCUGCGUCCUGCAGAAACAUUACACUUACGCUAUGGGAAGUGGCGCCUCAACCCAACAUCAUUUUGCUUUCCAGAAUGCAGAGAAAGCCUUCAAGGCAGCGGCCCUGAUCCAGAGGUGGUACCGGCGCUACAUGGCCCGCCUGGAGAUGAGGCGGCACUGCACCUGGAGCAUCUUCCAGUCUAUAGAGUAUGCUGGGCAGCAAGACCAGGUCAAGCUCCACAAUUUCUUCAGCUACCUUGUGGAUCACUUCACCCCCAGCAGUCACAACGAGAGGGACUUCCUGAACCGCAUGUUCACUGAGGAGAGAUCCCCCCGGGACUCCGAGAUGGAGAAUUGCAGGGACUAUGAAUCCAUCGAGGUACUGGACAGUUACACGGGGCCACGCCUCUCCUUCCCACUCCUUCCCGACCAUGCAACUGCUCUGGUGGAAGCUUUCAGAGUGAAACAAAGGCUCCAUGCUCGCUAUGUCUUGAAUCUUUUGUAUGAAGCCAGGAAACAUCUGGUACAACUGCCAAACAUCAACCGGGUCUCCACUUGUUACAGCGAGGAAAUCACAGUAUGUGGAGAUUUACACGGCCAGUUGGAUGACUUAAUAUUUAUAUUUUAUAAGAACGGCCUCCCGUCACCAGAGCGGGCCUAUGUGUUCAAUGGCGACUUUGUGGAUCGAGGGAAGGAUUCAGUAGAGAUCCUGAUGGUUCUUUUUGCCUUCAUGUUGGUUUACCCAAAAGAGUUCCAUCUCAACCGAGGAAACCAUGAGGACCAUAUGGUGAACUUACGAUAUGGUUUCACAAAGGAAGUGAUGCAUAAAUAUAAGACACAUGGCAAGAAAAUACUAAAACUACUGCAAGAUGUGUUCUGCUGGCUUCCGCUGGCCACUCUGGUUGACGAGAAAGUCCUGAUUCUUCAUGGUGGAGUGUCAGACAUGACUGACUUGGAGUUCUUGGCUAAACUAGACAGGCACAAGAUUGUUUCCACCAUGAGGUGCAAAACGAGAAAGGAGCAUAAGAAACAGGCGGAGAAGGGAAAAGCCAACCAGACGAGCUCUGCCGGGAGACCCUCCCCGUGGUUCCUCCCCCAAAGCCGCUCUCCCCCCACCUCGCCCCUCCGCCCCAGCAGCCAGAAGGCCCACAGAGCCGGGCGCUCCUCCAGCGUCCCCUGCAGGGUCCCCCUGGACCCCAACGAGCUCUCCCAUUGGGCGCGGCACUCCAUGGACCUGGAGCUGGAGAGGUGUCGGCAGCAAGCGGGCUUCCCGGUGAUCAAGGAGAAGGAGGAGCCCUUGCCCUUGGCAUCCGAAGCGGACCCGGAAGCUGAAGGGGGGCCAGAGCCCACUCAGGAGGCGUGGAGGCAGGUGGUGGAUAUACUGUGGAGUGACCCCAUGGCUCAGGCGGGCUGCAAGGCCAACACCGUUCGAGGAGGUGGCUGUUAUUUUGGGCCUAAUGUGACAGAACGGUUGCUACAGAAAUACAAUCUGCAAUUCCUGAUCCGCUCGCACGAGUGCAAACCCGAGGGCUAUGAAUUCUGCCACGGCCGCAAGGUGUUAACCAUCUUUUCUGCCUCCAACUACUACGAAGUUGGCAGUAACAGAGGAGCCUAUGUCAAACUAGGGCCGGCCUUGACCCCGCACAUUGUGCAGUUUCAAGCUAACAAGGCAACCCACACGCUUACCAUGAGGCAAAGGAUUAGCAGAGUUGGGGAGUCGGCUCUGAGAGCCCUACAUGAAAAGUUAUUUGCCCAUUCCUCAGAUCUUCUUGUUGAAUUUAAGAAGCAUGAUAAAGAUAAAACUGGUCUAAUCACCCUGAGUGACUGGGCAGCCGCCGUGGAGUCUGUGUUGCAUCUAGGACUGCCAUGGCGGAUGCUGAGGCCACAGCUGGUGAGCAGCUUGACAGAUAACAAGCUGGAGUACAAGUCCUGGCUGAAAAACUUGGCCAAAGAACAAUUCAGCCAUGAGAAUAUACAAUCAAGUUUGCUGGAAGCACUGUAUCGAAACCGAUCCAACCUGGAGACCAUUUUUAGGAUCAUAGACAGUGAUCAUUCAGGGUUCAUUUCACUGGACGAGUUCAGGCAGACUUGGAAGCUGUUCAGCUCUCAUAUGAACAUUGAUGUCACAGACGACUGCAUCUGUGACCUUGCCCGGAGCAUUGACUUCAACAAGGAUGGCCACAUUGACAUCAAUGAGUUCCUGGAGGCCUUCCGCCUUGUGGAGCAAUCCUGCUCAAAGGGUUAUGCAUCAGAUUGCUGACAAGCCACAAACACUAGUAACAGUGACUGCAGCAGCCCAGAUAUACACUAAGGCCAGUCUGGUCCCCAUCGUCCAAGGUGCCUCGUAAGCAAUGCUGAGCUCAUUGUGGGAAUAUCUCCCUUAUUCUCCAUAGCUUUGUGGAACUUUAUGCUGAGAAUUUGCCUACCAGUAUGCAUCAGAAUCACCUGUGUAUUCAGGUGAAUUCUACCAAACAUACGAAGAAGAACUUUUACCAAUCCUUCUCUCAAAGUCUUCCAAAAGAUUGAAGAGGAGGGAACACUCCCAAAUACAUUCUAUGAAGCCACCAUCAUCCUGAUACCAAAACCAGACAAAGAUACCACCAAAAAAGAAAAUUACAGGCCAAUAUCUUUGAUGAAUAUAGAUGCAAAAAUUCUCAAAAAAAAUUAUCAAACUGAAUCCAGCAACACAUAAAAAAGAUCAUACACCACGACCAAGUAAGAUUCAUCCCAAGUUCACAAGUUUGGUUCAACAUAUGCAAAUCAAUGUGAUACACCACAUCAACAAAAGAAAAGACAAAAACCACAUAAUCAUCUCAAUACAUACAGAAGAAGCAUCUGACAAAAUUCAACAUUCAUUCAUGAUAAAAACUCUUACCAAAAUGGGUAUAGAAGGAACAUAUCUCAACAUAAUAAAAGCUUUAUGACAAACCUACAGCCAAUAUAAUACUCAACGGUGAAAAGCUGAAAGACUUACCACGAAAAUCUGGAAUGAGACAAGGAUGCCCACUCUCAACACUUCUAUUCAACAUAGUAUUGGAAGUCAUAGCCAAAGCAAUCAGAAAAGAAAUAAAAGGUAUCCAAAUUGGAAGAGAAGAGGUAAAAUUGUCAUUAUAUGCAGAUGACAUGAUACCAUAUACAGAAAACCCUAAAGACUCCACACAAAAACUACUGGAACUGAUCAAUGAAUUCAGCAAGGUAGCAGGAUACAAGAGUAACAUACAGAAAUUGGUUGCAUUUCUUUACACCAGCAAUGAAAUAUCAGAAAGGGAAUGUAAAAAAACAAUACGUUUUAAAAUCACACCAAAAAAAAAAAAAAUACUUAGGAAUAAACCCGACCAAGGAGGUGAAAGACUGAUAUGCUGAGAACUAUAAAACAUUAAUAAAGGAAAUUAAAGAUGAUUCAAACAAAUGAAAGAUAUCCCAUGCUUUUGGCCUGGAAGAAUUAAUAUUGUUAAAAUGGCCAUACUACCCAAAGCAAUCUACAGAUUUAAUGUAAUCCCUAUCAAAUUACCCAUGACGUUUUUCACAGAACUAAAACAAAUAAUCCUAAAAUUUAUAUGGAACCAUAAAGAUCCAGAAUUGCCAAAGCAAUCCUAAGGAAAAAGAACAAAGGAGGAGGCUUCCCUGGUGGCGCAGUGGUUAAGAACCCACCUGCCAAUGCGGGGGACACGGGUUUGAGCCCUGGUCCAGGAAUAUCCCACAUGCCAUGGAGCAACUAAGCCCGUGUGUCACAGCUACUGAGCCUGUGCUCUAGAGCCCGUGAGCCACAACUACUGAGCCUGCAUGCCACAACUACUGAAGCUCACGCUCCUAGAGCCUGUGCUCCACAACGAGAGAAGCCACUGCAAUGAGAAGCCCACGCACUGCAACGAAGAGUAGCCCCCACUCGCUGCAACUAGAGAAAAGCCCUCAUGCAGCAAUGAAGACCCAACGCAGCCAUAAAUAAAUACAUAAAUAAAUAAAUAAAUAAAAAUUAAGAAAAAAAAAGAACAAAGGAGGAGGCAUAACCCUCCCAGACUUCAAACAAUACUACAAAGCUACAGUAAUCAAAACAGUGUGGUAUUGGCACAAAAACAGAGAUAUGGAUCAAUGGGACAGAAUAGAGACCCCAGAAAUAAACCCACACACCUAUGGUCAAUUAAUCUUUGACAAAGGAGGCAAGGAUAUAAAAUGAAAAAACGACAGUUUCUUUAGUGAGUGGUGCUCGCUAAAGUGGUUCUUUAGCAAGUCUACAAAUAACAAAUGCUGGAGAGGGUGUGGAGGAAAGGGAACCCUCCUACACUGUUGGUGGGAAUGUAAGUUGGUGCAGCCACUAUGGAAAACAGUAUGGAGGUUCCUCAGAAAACUAAAAAUAGAAUUACCAUAUGAUCCAGCAAUCCCACUCCCUGGGCAUAUAUCCAGACAAAACUAUAAUUCAAAAAGAUACAUGCACCCCUAUGUUCAUAGCAGCAUUAUUCACAAUAGCCAAGACAUGGAAACAACCUAAAUGUCCAUCGACAGAUGAAUGGAUAAAGAAGAUGUGGUACAUAUAUACAAUGGAAUACUACUCAGCCAUAAAGAAGAGGGAAAUAAUGCCAUUUGCAGCAACAUGGAUGAAACUAGAGAUUAUCAUACUAAGUGAAGUAAGUCAGAAAGAGAAAGACAAAUACCAUAUGAUAUCACUUAUGUGUGGAAUCUAAAAUAUGGCACAAAUGAACCUAUCUAUGAAACAGAAACAGAAUCACAGAUAUAGAGAACAGACUUGUGGUUGCCAAGGGGAUGGGAGAUAAGGGGAGGGAUGGACUGCGAGUUUGGGGUUAGUAGAUGCAAACUAUUACAUAUAGAAUUGAUAAACAACAAGGUCCUAUUGUGUAGCACAGGGAACUAUAUUCAGUAUCCUGGGAUAAACCGUAAUGGAAAAGAAUAUAAAAAAGAAUGUAUAUAUGUGUAUAGCUGAGCUACUUUGCUGUACAGCAGAAAUAAACACAUUAUAAAUCAACUAUACUUCAAUAAAAAAAAUAAUCACCUGUGUAUUUGGGGGUGGGGAUGAGGUUAGAGUGUUUCUGCGUAUUUUUAAAUACAUAGGUGCCCUAUCCCACCUCAGAAUUUUCACAAGGUAGGACCCAGGUAUAAGUAUUUUAAAAUUCUGAAGUCUAUCCCAGUUAAGAACCACUGAUAAUUCAACCCCUUCAUUGUUUUCAUUGCAUACCUUUUAUUUAUUGUUUUUACAAUGUCUUAUUGGUAAAGGAAAGUUGUGAAAAAUUGUUUGUGUAAUCCCAUGACCCAAACAUAUGGAUUCUUUUCAUUAUUUACUUUUUCUUGUUAAAACUAAAAUGUUUAUAUAAUUUAAUGUCCUGCUUUUUUAUAAAUUGACAUCUGUGUUGCUACAUACUCUUAAUGAUUAUUCCUUUAAUGGCUGCAUAAUUUCAAAUAGAUGUAAUAUAAUCUAUUCAGCCAUGCUCCAAUUGUUAAACAUGUGUAUUGUUUCCAGUUUUUAAUUAUUAUAAAUAACACUAUGGUUAAUAACUUUGUGCAUAUAGCUUGUUUCAUAAAAAGCUCUUGAAUGAUACAUUUUCUUAGCCUAGACUCCCAGGAAUGAGACUACUUUGUCAAAUGUUGGAUUAGUCUAUAAAAAGAUUUACUGUAAGGCUCAUGUGAUUAUGGCGGCUGAGAAGUCCCAAGAUCUGCAGUCAGCAAGCUGGAGACCCUGGAGAGUUGAUGGUGUGGUUCCAGUCUGAGUCUGAAGGCAGGAGAAGACUGAUAUUCCAGCUUAAAGACUGUCAAGCAGAGAGAAAGAAUUUUUUCUUACUCAGCCUUUUUUUUUUAAUUUUAUUUUUUUAUACAACAGGUUCUUAUUAGUCAUCAAUUUUAUACACAUCAGUGUAUACAUGUCAAUCCCAAUCGCCCAAUUCAGCACACCAUCAUCCCCACCACCCCCCACCCCGCGGCUUUCCCCCGUUGGUGUCCAUACGUUUGUCCUCUACAUCUGUGUCUCAACUUCUGCCCUGCAAACCGGUUCAUCUGUACCAUUUUUCUAGGUUCCACCUACAUGCGUUAAUAUACGAUAUUUA
This is a messenger RNA of Balaenoptera acutorostrata (minke whale), 6486 nucleotides long. RefSeq names its product protein phosphatase with EF-hand domain 2 (gene PPEF2). The record is from RefSeq and is a predicted model, not a curated record. Gene Ontology annotation, cellular component: nucleus; cytosol. Gene Ontology annotation, molecular function: manganese ion binding; calcium ion binding; protein serine/threonine phosphatase activity. The transcript has 19 exons. Gene Ontology annotation, biological process: negative regulation of MAPK cascade; detection of stimulus involved in sensory perception. Lineage: Eukaryota; Metazoa; Chordata; Mammalia; Artiodactyla; Balaenopteridae. Bases 489 to 2696 code for a protein of 735 amino acids.